Symsagittifera roscoffensis is the source of this 739-nucleotide messenger RNA. RefSeq names its product 26S proteasome non-ATPase regulatory subunit 10-like. The record is from RefSeq and is a predicted model, not a curated record. The transcript is spliced from 5 exons. Bases 95 to 739 code for a protein of 214 amino acids. Gene Ontology annotation, molecular function: protein binding. Lineage: Eukaryota; Metazoa; Xenacoelomorpha; Acoela; Convolutidae.
CUGCUGUAGAAUGUAACUUGAAAACUGACGAGUUAUUUUUUUAAAUUAUGAUGUGAGCUCAGUUUGAAACGAUGAUUGUUCAAUUGCAUUCGUCAUGUAUCAGAAUUUACCAACAGCUAAUUUGGACAGAACGGAGCGUGACUUUCUGAAUGCAGUGAGAAAUGGGUGCGACGAGCUGGUUAAGCGAUACUAUCACCAAGGAGUGAACAUAAGGUGCCGAACGACUGAUUCAGAAACUCUCGAUUCGUACGAGGCGAAAGCGGGACUGACAGCAGUGCACUUGGCCGCUUGGUAUGGCCACGACUUCCUUGUCAACUUCCUCGUGGACCGAGGCUGUCCCGUAGACUCCGAGGACUUCUCGGGUUUCCGACCGAUUCACUUCGCGUGUGCUCAGGGUAGACAUUCGGCCUUCGAGGCUCUUGUGAAGAAGGGGGCCAAUUGUGUGGGGGCGGCCAAAGAUGGCUGGACAUGUUUGCACUACGCGGCUCAGAGGGGGAAUGAAGACAUCGCCAGAACAUUAAUUUCCAAGGGCGGCCAUCCUGACUGGCCUGAGAUGCGGGGCUGGACCCCGGUGCAUCUGUGUUGUCAGAAUGGACACGCCCCCAUUCUCAAAUUGCUGCUACACGGAGGGGCUGUAGUCAAUGUCCAGGACCAUGGCGGAGUUUCGCCUCUGUAUCUGGCUGCUCAGAAUGGAUUCCCCCACAUAGUGCAGAUCCUACUCCAACACAGGGCUGAGUAA